This is a messenger RNA of Nematolebias whitei (Rio pearlfish), 2574 nucleotides long. It is a transcript of the gene rnf19b, whose product is annotated as ring finger protein 19B. Lineage: Eukaryota; Metazoa; Chordata; Actinopteri; Cyprinodontiformes; Rivulidae. Gene Ontology annotation, molecular function: zinc ion binding; ubiquitin protein ligase activity; ubiquitin conjugating enzyme binding. The record is from RefSeq and is a predicted model, not a curated record. Gene Ontology annotation, biological process: protein polyubiquitination; positive regulation of proteasomal ubiquitin-dependent protein catabolic process; ubiquitin-dependent protein catabolic process. The coding region runs from base 12 to 2129 and encodes 705 amino acids. The transcript has 9 exons. Gene Ontology annotation, cellular component: ubiquitin ligase complex; cytoplasm.
AACUGGGACAAAUGGGAUCAGAAAAGGACUCGGAGUCGUCCCACUCCUCGGUGAGUGGCGUCCCAAACCCAAAGUGCCGUACGGCGGGCAAACAGAGCCGCAUCUCCUUCAGCCUUUUCCACAGGAAGCGGGGGUCCCGAGGCAGCAGGGGGUCCAAAGGAGGAGCGGCCCCCCCUUUAACGCAGCAGCUGCACACGUCCGCCUUGACUUCGCCGCCCGCCGCCGCCGCCGCCUCCGGGACGCCCACGGCGGCCGAUAAAGACGGCGUCUGCAGCACCCCGUCCAAGCCGCUGUCCUCCAGCCAGCCGUCCCUCGCCUCGGGGGAGUCCCAGCUGCUGGAGUGCCCGCUGUGCCUGGUGCGGCAGCCCCCCGAGCAGCUGCCCGAGCUGCUGGGCUGCAGCCACCGCUCCUGCCUCUGCUGCCUCCGCCAGUACCUCCGCAUCGAGAUCACGGAGAGCCGGGUCCAGCUCAGCUGCCCCGAGUGCGCCGAGAGGCUGGCCCCCCGGCAGGUGGCCGACAUCCUGGACGACGCCGCGCUGCUGGAGAAGUACGAGGAGUUCCUCCUGAGGAGGUGCCUCGCCUCCGACCCCGACUGCAGGUGGUGCCCGGCGCCGGACUGCGGGUUCGCCGUCAUCGCCUCAGGCUGCGCCAGCUGCCCCCGCCUGGUGUGCCGCAGGGACGGCUGCGGCGCCGAGUUCUGCUACCACUGCAAACAGGCGUGGCACCCCAACCAGACCUGCGACUCGGCCCGCCAGCAGAGGGCGCAGUCCCUGCACACCCACUCGCCCAGCUACACGCAGGAGCAGGGCGCCGCCGACGACAUCAAGCCCUGCCCCCGCUGCGGCGCCUACAUCAUCAAGAUGAACGACGGGAGCUGCAACCACAUGACCUGCGCCGUCUGCGGCUGCGAGUUCUGCUGGCUCUGCAUGAAGGAGAUCUCCGACCUGCACUACCUCAGUCCGUCCGGCUGCACCUUCUGGGGGAAGAAGCCUUGGAGCAGGAAGAAGAAGAUCCUGUGGCAGCUGGGGACUCUGAUCGGAGCGCCGGUCGGCAUCACCCUCAUCGCAGGAAUCGCCGUCCCCGCCAUGGUCAUCGGCAUCCCGGUUUACGUCGGGCGCAAGAUUUACGCUCACUACGAGCUGAAGAAGACGUCUCACCAUAAAAGAAACAUGGCCAUCACGGGGGGCGUGGCCCUGUCCAUCGUCACAGCCCCUGUCAUUGCAGCUGUCAGCGUUGGAAUCGGCGUUCCCAUCAUGCUGGCCUACGUGUACGGCGUCGUUCCCAUCUCGCUGUGCAGAGGCGGGGGCUGCGGCGUCAGCAGGGGGAAGGGGCGCGGCGUGCGGAUCGACUUCGACGAGGACGACGGCCCGAUCACAGUGGCGGACGCGUGGCGGGCCCUGAAAUCCCCAAGCCUCGGAGAAAGCAGCCUGGACGGAGCGGUGAGCGGCCUGAGCACCACGUCCCCCAGCGAGGGGCUCUCUGUGGCCCCCGGGAACCUGGGGGACACGCCGCACUUCAACACGCUGGCUGGGGGAGCUUUGGGGACUCGAACCGGCAAAUACAGCAGGCUGGAGGUCCAACCGGGGGAGCUGGUGAAGGAAUCGGCCCAGAGGGAGACGGGCAGCCUGGGGGCAGGAAGUGACUGCGCCAGCACCCGGGGGAUGGCCGGCUCCAUCAUCUCCUCCUACACCUUACCUGACAGGGACUGCACCAACCUGGAGAUCCAGGUGGACAUCGAGACCAAACCCAGCCAUCUCUGCCUGACCAGCGAGGAGGACCUGACCCCGCAGCCGGGCCCCGCCGUCAUGGCAACAGCCUCAGGAGGGGAGGAGCCUCAGGACUGCAGCUCCAGAAGGGGCGGGGCUUUGUCCGGCUCCGCUCUGGGGCUGUCGCCGGGAGCGUCGCUCAGGGAGGGGCUCAGAGACGUGACGCUGGCUCAGCCGGAGAGCAUCCGCAGCGACCUGGAGAUGUCGGACACUCAGUCGGACGACAUCGCCGAGCUGACGUCAGACGACUGCGAGUCGCCGCAUCUGAAAAGCUGCCGGCCGCCGCAGCCCCCCUCCUGCCGAGCCCUGAACCCCCCCACCGAUAGCCUUCACUGUCCCGCAGAGAACAUCCUGUUCGUCUGAGAGAAGCGCAGCUCUCAGGACCGCACAAAAACUGGAGCAAACGUUUCCGUUCAAACCUUCAGAGCUUUUCUUUCCUCCCGUCCGCCGCGUCUCCGUGUGAAAGUCGGGCGGCGGCCGUUUACUCCGUUUGUCUUAUGGAUGCACCUGCCGGUCUCCGUCAGGGUUCUACCUCUGACAUUUGUAAGAUGACGACUCAUGUUUACUUCUCGGUGCAAAAUGCCUUGGCUACUUCAGCAAAAACAACAACAACAACAACAAAAGUACAAAUUUGUAAUAAAAUGUGUAAAGUGGUAAAAGGUGACGCAGCAGACGGAGCCAGAGGCUCCAACCGAUUCGAGGACCGCAGCUUCGUUUACUUCCUGUUUCUUGAGAUGUCGCCGCGCAGAGUUUCUGUUCCGCUGCCAAAGUUUCCUUCAGACGAGCAAACCGAGGAGGAGGAGGGACG